AUGACGACAUCUCCAGUGUUUGUUCUCUAUCUCACAUGUCUGUUCAUGGGGAACAUGGCUCAGCUGACUGAUCUGAAAUCGUCCUCAUCUGUUCAUCAAAACAGUGGUUUUAUAUCAGCUAAUGUUGGUGAAGAGAUAACUUUGCAAUGCUUAUAUCAAGCUAAUGUUGCUGCAAGACUUUACUGGUAUAAGCAAACUCUGGGACAGAAAAUGAAGCUCAUUUCUACUUUCUAUAAAUAUGAAUUAAAAAGCACUAUUCAUGAUGAAUUCAAGAACAAUUCACGCCUCACACUGGAUACUACAAAUGGUAAAAAUCACUUGAAGAUCACAGAUUUGCACAUUUCAGACUCAGCUACUUACUACUGCAUUAGUUGCUCUUUAAGUGUGUUCCACGUUUUGGUGGGCACUACCCUGAAUGUAAAGCGUUCAGCUUUGGUCCAUCAGUCGGCAUCUGAGAGCAUCCAGCCAGGAGGCUCUGUGACUCUGAACUGUACAGUACACACUGGGACCUGUGAUGAUGGAGAACACAGUGUUUACUGGUUCAAAAACUCUGAAGAAUCUCAUCCAGGACUCAUUUACACACAUGGAGGCAGGAAUGAUCAGUGUAAGAGGAACACCAACACACAAACACACACCUGUGUCUACAACUUGCCGAUGAAGAGUCUGAAUCUUUCUCAUGCUGGAACCUACUACUGUGCUGUCGCCUCAUGUGGACAGAUACUGUUUGGAAACGGGACCAAGCUGGAUGUUGGCAAUGAGGUAGACUCUCUUGUCUUGGUGUAUUUCUUGAGUGGAGCUUUGGUGUUCACCACCAUCCUCAGUGUUUUACUGGCUUUCUCAAUGUACAAGAUGAACAAGAGAAACAGCUUCCAGUCAGAACCUCAACAUGGAUUUGCAGCUCCGUCCACAGCAGAUGCAGAGGGUUACCAAGACACAGACAACCUUCAGUAUUCUGCUUUCAGUGCCAGUGUGGCAAACAGAUCAAGAAAAGAAAGGAACAACACCAAUAGUGAAUGUGUGUACUCCAGUGUAAAGAUGUAGAACAUAGUAAGAUGACACUUUAUUAGAAUCUGUUUUAUCAUGUACUUCAGUCUUACAUAUAGGUCUUGAGAUCAAUAUGUGUUUCAUGAUCUGCAGUCAAAAGUUGUGAACUCUCUGUGCUUUGGUUGGGUUUAGUAAUUGGAACAUUCAGGACCAUCCGCUCUCUUUGUUGCUUGUCAUUGUGCUUUAAUAUACAGGACGU
Molecule: messenger RNA, 1243 nt
Organism: Scomber scombrus (Atlantic mackerel)
Lineage: Eukaryota; Metazoa; Chordata; Actinopteri; Scombriformes; Scombridae
Exons: 5
Coding region: 1-1041 (346 amino acids)
Biological process (GO): response to bacterium
Source: RefSeq, a predicted model, not a curated record